Messenger RNA from Sungouiella intermedia, 4332 nucleotides. The record is from the annotation of a GenBank genome assembly. Lineage: Eukaryota; Fungi; Ascomycota; Pichiomycetes; Serinales; Metschnikowiaceae.
AUGAAAAAGAAUCAGAAAGACGACCAUGUUCUCAACCUAGCGAAACUACCCAAAAGUACCUUGCUAACCAAGGACAUCUUCGGGAGAUCUGUUCUCCACAUUGCCAUUUUGGCCAACGACGUCGCCAGCUUUCGGAAAUUACUCCGUUCCCCCGAUUCUCGACACAUUUUACUAGCUACAGACUACGAGAACGGCUGGAAUGUACUCCAUUAUAUCUUUCAUCAUAAGCGAAUGGCAUGUUUGCUGAUUUUGCUUGAGAACCUUGAUCUGGCCCCCAACUCCACUGCCAACGCCUUGGCUGAGUUGCUCAAGCGAAAAGACCGAUGUCGGUUGCCCCCCUUGGCGCUUUUGAACAAUGAUAUCAAGGACACUGUGUGGAUUCCACUGUAUAUUAAUGAAAGCAACGAAUUCCAUCUUGAGCGGCGCUUCAAGAGCUCCAGUCCUACAGAUUCCGUGGACGCAUACCUCCCGCCAUAUAUUGAACACGACUGGUGGCUGGAAUCUCGAGGUGGGCUGCAUAUCUACGCAUUCGGAUCCAAUACCAAUAAUCAACUUGGAUUAGGUGAUUCAACUGACAGAUCGGCUCCAUGCCGUGUUAGUCUACGUGAUUUCAAUCUGGUGUACCAAGUGGAUACUCAAAUUCGUGAAAUGUUGACGAAACCUCGUUUCCGCAUGGUCAAACUCUCCAAAUAUCACUCGGUGGUGAUUACCUUAAAUGGCCGUCUCUUUACUUGUGGAAUGGGCUCUAGAGGUCGCUUGGGUCAUGGCAAUGUGGCCAAUUUGUACCGCCACAAAGCGGUAGACUUCUUCGAUUCUAUCGGAGCCGUUCUUGAUGUUGGAACUUCCAAUAACCACAAUAUAGCACUCACCUCUACUAAUGAAGUGUAUGCGUGGGGUUUGAACUCCUACAACCAGCUUGGUUUCACCACUAUUGCGCAACUGUCGUUCAAAAAUACCUCUGAGGUGUAUGAGAACUCUCCCAGAUUGGUUAAUUCAGGCGACUUGCGGAGAAAAUCUCAACGGCUCUUAGGAGUGGAGGUGUCAAAAAUCCAUUCGGUGGCUUACUCCCGAAACUCCAUCUUCUUCUGGGGGUUAGAUAUCGGCCAAAUGGGCUUUGUUACUUCGGAUACCACACCAGUCAAGAAUAGUGAUAACCACCGAGUUAAUGGUGUAACAUACAAGGGCUCCAUAGUUCCUCAGCCGAAGGAAGUAACUUUGAGGGAUGAAAUAAAGUUUGUUUCCACAUGUGAAACAUGCACUUGCGUGGUGACUGUCUCGAAUGAUAUCUACGUAUAUUUUCUUGGUCAAAGGGUGAAGCUUCCAAAACUACCAGUCCGUGGGUUCCAUGAUGUGAAGUUUGACUGCUUCAAGCCUUCCAGACUCACGAGUGCGCCCAUAAUCAAGAAAAUAGUCUUGAGGGCUGCUGAAAACAUUCACAUUUUACUUGAGGGCGGUGAUGUUAUGGCGUUUUCGCUUUCCGAUGUCAAAAGCUUAAGGAAUGUCAGAUAUACUUAUAUAUGGCGGGCAUAUGACUCCGACAUGCGGGCAGUGGAUGUUGAUAACUCUUAUGAUGGCUCGGUAAUCAUCUGUACGAAAAACGGCUCUGUUUUUGUCAAUACUACUCAAACACAAAAAAGAAGCAGCUCUGUGAGCACCAUGUCCAUGCCAGCUUUCUCCUCCACGAAAAAGAAGUUCAAAAAAGUUGAGCAUGUCAAUCGAGUAUGUCGAGUUGCAUGUGACGAAUCAUUCACCUCUUUCGCAGUUGUCAAAGAUGAUAUUGACCUGUUACCUUUGAAAUUGCAGAAGAAUGACUUUUUCGUCGAUCUAGAGUAUUUGAGUGUCUUGUCCGAACAAGAUCUGUACAGAAAACAAGAUCAGCUUUUGGAUGUCGAUCAUGAUGUGAAUUCCUAUGUCACCGACUACAUUUACCCAUCCAGCCCUUCGAGUUCGAAUGAUGACGAGCACCCUUUUCUCAUGGACCGUCUUGGCCAAGAUUUAUCGAGUUUGACAAUCUCAAAAGACGACUUGGGUCGAAAUAUCGAUUUUCUCAGGUUGAAUCAAGAUCAGAAAUUCAACUACUCAAAAAAUUCAGAACCUUUGGCCAAGUCAGUAUAUCAGCCGACCGAAAGGAGUGCUUCAAUGAUUAACUUCCUAAACUCUGAAAUGCAAGUCCUAGCAUUUUUGAACGACUGUGCUGCUUCUAGCAACAAAUUCUAUGACGGUUUGAUCAAAUUCACGAGAAGACCAGAUGUGUCAAUUGGAUUCCAUACAAAGUUGCUUGAGUACAGAUCUUCAUUUUGCAUGGAGAUCUUCAAUCCUCAGAAUGAAGGCGAAUAUUUCAUUCAUGAGGAUAUUCAAGGUUUCUAUGACAAGGACUCGAAAACACUCACAUUCUCCACAGAUGUAUCGCUUAGAGCAGUUGUUGUGCUUCUACAUUUCAUGUAUACAAAUGAUGUUCUAAGUUUUUGGGAGAAUUACCCCAGUGGUCUAAAAUGCCCCGAGGAAAUUCGAAAAGUGAAGUCUGAUUAUACCAAGCUCAUGGACUUGUUUCGAAUGGAUGGGUUCUACGGAAAGAGAGAAGCUUUCGUUAAUCAACUUCAGCAAAUGGCAGAUGAUAAAACUGAUGGUGAUGUACUAAUUACUUUACGAGAUGGAGUAGAGCUUUGCCACUCCUCUAUUUUGGUAGCCAGAUCUGCAUUCUUCGAGACUAUUCUCUCUUGCAGAUGGGAAACGGGGGAUGCUGAUUCUAGUCAAGACGGAAGUCACAUGAAGUAUAUUACAUUGGAGAAUGUUGAUACCAUGCAAUUUCAGGUCAUUCUCAAUCAUUUGCAUGGGUGCAAUGAUUUGCAUGUAUUUGAUUCAGCAACAGGUAUUAUCUCAGAAACUAAUGAUUCUGAUGAUUUUGUCAACUUUCUCUUGGACAUGAUAGAAAUUUCGGAUGAAUUAUUACUUGUCCAGUUGAAACAUUUGUGCGAGUUAGCAAUCAAGGAUUUCAUCAGUACAGAAAACGUACUCGUUUUGCUUGCUCAUUCAGAUUGGCUUCAUGCUCAAAAGUUGUUCAUGAGCUGUUGUUGGUACAUCUAUAAUAAUCUUGAAAUUGUUGUAUUUGACAGGAACCUAUGCGACUUGGACAUUGAGCUAGUGCAAAAGCUUGAACUGCAAAUUUGCUUCUUGCAUCAUUGCAAGUUUGAAGAUUUUGUUGUUGGAGAUAAAGGAGAGGUUAAACCCCACUACGGCACUAAUGCUUUGGAAUCGAGAGAAGGGAGUGUUAACUUCUUCAUCAAGAGUCCAGACCAGUUCAAUAUUUGGUAUAUGAAAGAUACCAAAGAAUUUCUAGAAUCACAUCCAGAGCUCAAGAACGACUCUAUUAAUGAAGAGAGCAGAAGGAAGCUGUCUGCCAGAAGAAUGUCUAGGCGAACCAGUAUUGAUCCAUUGGCCGAGUUUAGAGAACUGGCCAGUGCCCAAAUUCAGGAGAGAAGGGUUAGUGAGUCUGCCAUCGCUGACGAAGAGGAGUUUGAGUUGGUAACCCGAAGGCGCAAGUCCAAACUGACUCCAAGGAUAGACUUGUCUCUGAGUGAUCGACUUCCAUUGUCUAAGGAAAGAAGCAGCAGUCCGAACCAACCAACUUUUGGAACUGCAGAUGUAGUUUCCACGCCGAUGGAACCAAAUUCUUCGAGUAUGGGUACAUUCAGUGCUAAUGGAAGUGCCCCUGGAAGCAGUGCAAGUUCGUUCGCUUGGGUUUCGAGAAAUUCUUCGACUUCGUCAGUGACUGCAGUUCAACCUCUUCAACUUCGGGAGAAUGAGAACCCAAGACAAACCAAAAUCAAGUUUGCUCCGUCCAUGAGACUUUCGCAGAAGCAGAGAAAGAAACUUGCACAACAGGAGCCGGAUCCAGUGUUUGGCGAAAGCUCAAGUAACUCGCAGGCACUAAAGAAUCCAUGGAAGCCUGCUUCCACGCCAGAAACUGGUAAUUCUAGCAAUGUUGCCAACCUACCCGUGCUUGGAGCCAAAAAGAAUGAUACUACACCCACGUUGAGUGCCAUCAUGCUCCAGGAGUCUACGCGGGUGGAAGAGCAGAAGUUACAAGAGACAUUCCUGCGAACAAUGCAAGACGUUCAGCAGGAGCAAGAGUUUGCAAAAUGGUGGGAGCAGGAGUCUAAGAGAGUUCAGAUGGAGUUAGAAGGUUUCAGCCAGAACAGACAGAACAGACAGAAUAUAGCGUCAAAUGGCAACGUGAGCGAGCUGAACGGACAUAGCAGAGAGAUAGGACAAAAUGCUCAGAGAGGACGAGGAGGAAAGCUGCGCCGAGGGAGGAAGAAGAGCGUUCCUUAA